AUGAUGUCCGAAAGACACGCAGCAAACCACACUUCUACUUCUCCCAAGCCAAGCAGCAGCAGCAUUGCCUUCUCCGGUCAAGUUUUCGUUCAAGCCGGCGAGAGCUCCAUUUCAGACCUGGCCGCGCGACACAAGCAAGGCUUCGACCGUCUGAGGAGGAGCAUGGCCACUUCCGCCGUCGACAGGGGGCUACGCGCGAGACAGGUGCUCCGAUUCCUCCGCAGCUCCGACGAUAGCCUGGAGACGCACCGUUUUGAAGCAAACGCUGAACUGGAACGGAUCGAUCCCGGGCUCAAGGCUAUCACGCACCUGGCGUCCACCACCGAUGAGAAGGAAGAUGAGGAGGUGUGGAUGACGAGUUGGGUCAAGAACAAGGGGGCGUUGGCGGGGUACAUAAAGAAUCACAUGAGCAAGUGGCUCGUUCUCGCACCGGUGAGAGGAAUCGAGGCCGGUGACGUUCAAGAUCGGGAUACUGGCGAGGAUAUCAGACACGUCCCGGGAACCUUCCCAGCCUUGCCUCCGAAUACACCUCCCACGUCUUCAUCUCCUCCAGCUGGUGAGGACAAAACGCCAACUGAGACGGCAACAGCAAGGCCAGUCAACACGGGUACAUCUCCAACGGAAGACGAGGCAGAGACUGAGGUAGCUCGUCGACUGUUCUCACAAUUCCAGCUUUCGAACGGACCCGCCCAGAGGCCUUCUUGGGGAACGAGGACCGACCUGGAUCCAGCUGCCUUUGGAUCUUACGUCUCUUUCGUCGAGGCCACAGCCCGCGAGAAGGGUAACAUCCCCGAGAUGAUGGCUGCCAGAGCAUCACAGCCGCCUGAUGGCACGGUCGACGCGGGAUGGUACGCUUGGUACCGGGAGAGCAAAGGUCAUGGCAAGCAGAGGAGAUCUUGA
Messenger RNA from Colletotrichum truncatum, 900 nucleotides. RefSeq lists its product as uncharacterized. The record is from RefSeq and is a predicted model, not a curated record. Lineage: Eukaryota; Fungi; Ascomycota; Sordariomycetes; Glomerellales; Glomerellaceae.